Molecule: messenger RNA, 979 nt
Organism: Boeremia exigua
Lineage: Eukaryota; Fungi; Ascomycota; Dothideomycetes; Pleosporales; Didymellaceae
Exons: 3
Coding region: 29-739 (236 amino acids)
Biological process (GO): riboflavin biosynthetic process
Molecular function (GO): riboflavin synthase activity
Source: RefSeq, a predicted model, not a curated record
UCUCCAAUAGCAAACCCGCACCACCACAAUGUUUACCGGGCUUGUAGAAACAAUCGGCACUGUCGCUGCGCUCGAGCAGCUCGACCAGACGGCGUCCGGAGGCGGUGGCACGUCAUUGACUAUUUCGGACUGCGAGGACAUCUUGGGUGACUGCCACUUGGGUGACAGCAUCAGCGUCAAUGGAACGUGUCUGACAGUCACCGAGUUCGACAAGACGUCGUUCAAGAUCGGAUGCGCGCCCGAGACGCUCCGCCGCACGAACCUGGGCGCGCUGAAGCAGGGCUCGAAGGUCAACCUUGAGCGCGCUGUGUCGGCGCACACUCGCAUGGGCGGCCACUUCGUCCAGGGCCAUGUCGACACAAUCGCGACGAUCCAGUCUGUGACGCCUGACGGCAACGCCCUCACGUUCCGCUUCAAGCCGCGCGACCCCGCUGUGCUGCGCUACAUCGUCGAGAAGGGCUAUGUGACAAUAGACGGAGCGAGCUUGACGGUCACGAAGGUCGAGGAUGGCCCUGAGGGGUUCUGGGAGGUCAUGCUCAUUGCAUACACACAGGAGAAGGUGGUCACGGCAAGCAAGAAGGUCGGCGAGGAUGUCAAUGUCGAAGUAGACCAGGUCGGCAAGUACGUGGAGAAGAGCGUAGCCGGAUACUUUGAAGACGGUGCCAAGGGCGAGUUUGCAAUCUUGGAGAAGAUGGUCUCGAAGCUUGUCGACGAGAGGCUAAAGGCUCUGGGGAAGUGAGACGAUCGACAUGUGGGAGGACCCCAACACGGCCCCCGCAUAACCUUCCAUAACCCAUACCCAAUAGAUCGCAUUUCCUCGAAUCAAAACAGGUGCCUUAUAAGUGAUAUCGAGGGUGGUUGGAUGACGCUGAAACCGGCAUAACGGCAUGGUGGCGCAGAGAGAGUGAGGCUUAGCUUGCUCCAAAGGACUACAUAUAUAUACAACGCCUGUGGCCAGCUCAAAUGACUGACUUCUCCA